Messenger RNA from Phyllopteryx taeniolatus (common seadragon), 1999 nucleotides. RefSeq names its product probable polypeptide N-acetylgalactosaminyltransferase 8. The record is from RefSeq and is a predicted model, not a curated record. The transcript is spliced from 11 exons. Gene Ontology annotation, cellular component: Golgi apparatus. The coding region runs from base 16 to 1911 and encodes 631 amino acids. Lineage: Eukaryota; Metazoa; Chordata; Actinopteri; Syngnathiformes; Syngnathidae.
AAGAUAGUAGUGAGCAUGCUCAGAACAUUCUCCCCGCAGGAGGAGGGCAAAGAUGAGCCUGGAUUAAAAGCCAAAGAUCACUCCCUCCUCCCUUCUGUCGCUCCUUCAGACGCCGUGGACAUGAGGCCCGCCGGCCGGCUCAGAGUCGUCCUGCUGGCCGCCAUGGUGGCCUCGAUCCUGCUGUACCUGGCCUCCACGCGGGGGAACUCGCAAAGCCCCUCGGAGUCUGUCCAGGGCUGGGGGAUCUUUAAGAGGAUGGAAAACAUGGAGGCCAACAUUGAGAGGCUACUCGACGCGGUAGACAAGCUGCAGCCGAAGCCGGCGGCGGCGGUGCGGGUGAAAGCCGAGGAUGAGCCGGCGGUGAGGAAGGUGUUCCCCAACUCGGCCCUCUUCAAGAAGUGGGGCGAGGGGCUGAGCGAGGACGAGCAGAAGGAGGCCGAGGGCUUGUUCGCCAAGUACGGCUACAACGCCUUCCUCAGCGACAGGCUGCCGCUCAACAGGGAGAUCCCCGACACGCGGCACGCCAGAUGCGUGGGGAAAAAGUACCCCGCCGAUCUCCCGAGCCUGAGCGUGGUGCUGAUCUACCUGGACGAAGCUCUGUCCAUCAUCAAGCGGGCGGUCCGCAGCAUCGUGGACAAGACCCCCGCCGCUCUGCUAAGAGAGAUCAUACUGGUGGACGACCACAGCGCAAACGACGACCUGAAGGAGAAGCUGGACGACUACAUCGCCGUCAUCCACGAGGAGCGUCCGGGCCUGCUCAAGCGGGUCGUCCACCGCGAGCGGCUGGGCCUCACCCGGGCCAGGCUGUCCGGAUGGAAGAUGGCCACCGGCGACGCGGUGGCCAUCCUGGACGCCCACAUCGAAGUCCACGUACAAUGGGCGGAGCCGCUGCUGGCUCGCCUCAAGGAGGACCGCACGAUCAUCCUGACGCCCGUCUUCGAUCGGGUCAAUUACGACGACUUGACGGUGACCCGCUACGGACCGGCGGCCGACGCCUUCGACUGGGCGCUGUGGUGCAUGUACGAGUCCUUCAGGCCCGAGUGGUACCGGCUCAAGGACGAGUCGCUGCCUGCCAAGAGCCCGUCCAUUAUGGGGAUUUUGGUGGCGGAUCGCAAGUUCUUCGGCGAGAUCGGCAGCCUGGACGCGGGGAUGAAGAUCUACGGCGGCGAGAACGUGGAGCUCGGCAUCCGGGCGUGGCUGUGCGGCGGCAGCGUGGAGGUCAUCCCCUGCUCCAAGAUCGCCCACAUCGAGCGGGCCAGGAAGCCCUACCUGCCCGACCUCAGCGUCACCAUGAGACGGAACGCGCUGCGCGUGGCCGAGGUGUGGAUGGACGAGUACAAGCACAACGUCAACAUCGCCUGGAACCUCCCCCUGCAGAAUCACAGCGAGGACAUCGGCGACGUGUCCGAACGGAAGGCGCUGAGGGAGCGGCUCGAGUGGUACCUGGAUAACGUUUACCCCAUGCUGGACCCUCUCAUAGACCUGGUCGCCUACGGAGCGUUGAUAAACCAGCUGAAGCCAGAUCUAUGCAUCGACCAGGGUCCGGUUCCGGGCAGCACGCCCAUCCUCUACUCGUGCCACCACUUUGACCCUCAGCGCUGCUACUACCGCACCAACGGGCAGCUUUACGUGGGCGGCAUCAAGUCCCACACGUACAACAGCAACCGCUGCCUGGUGGAUCCCGGCAGCGGCGUAUACCCGGCGCUCUACGAGUGCAAGUUGGCCGAGCAGAAGAAGUUCCACAUGUUGUGGGACUUUAAGCAGGGGACGUCCAUUCAGAACCGGGAGACGAAGCGGUGUCUGGAGAUCGCCCAGGGUCAAGACAGCUACUACCAGCUCAUCGUGCAGCGCUGCACCGGUCAGAUCUGGAACAUACAGAAUUAUAUCCCAAACAGAGAAGCUCAAGGCUAACGAACGACAAGUCGUUGGAGAGAUUUUGUUACAUGGAUCACUGACAAGUAGACAGACGGGCAAAACCCGAGUUGGGUCUCAAUCGAAC